Molecule: messenger RNA, 1170 nt
Organism: Aethalodelphis obliquidens (Pacific white-sided dolphin)
Lineage: Eukaryota; Metazoa; Chordata; Mammalia; Artiodactyla; Delphinidae
Exons: 6
Coding region: 1-903 (300 amino acids)
Biological process (GO): sphingomyelin metabolic process
Cellular component (GO): cytoplasm
Molecular function (GO): sphingomyelin phosphodiesterase activity
Source: RefSeq, a predicted model, not a curated record
AUGGGCGGAGGGAGAGGGGGAGGCAGCGCGCAUCGCGCUCCACUCCCUGUCGCUGCGCCGGCCCGCAUUAAAAAGUGUCGCGCUCCACUUGGUGUGGGCUGCACCCAGAAGUCGCUCCCAUCGGGCGGGUCUGGGGGUUCUUCCUGCGGCUUUCAGGGGAGGGCGGGGCGAGAAGGAUCUGGGGCGGGACUAGGGUCUCUUUCGCUUUCCCUUUUGUUCUCCAACCGCCGCCGAGGUUCCGCGCGGGUGAGGAGAGGGCGGCUUCCCGGGUGGCUCCGCCUGUGCCCAUACCCCCAGGCUCGCGGGGGCUCAGCGCCUUGCCGCCUCCGCGCACAAGUUGUGCCACGUGGCCUUGACCCCUGUGACUCCCCUGCAGCUCCCGGGCACGCACGAACGAGUCGACUCGCACGCUGGAAGCCAGUGUCCGCCCACCGGCCGCGGCGAUCCGGAACCCGGAAGGGGGCGGGGCAUGGGGUCGAACGCGCGAAGGUCCCCAAGCGCAGCUGGGCAUCCCGGACGGGCGCCACAUCGUGGGCUUUCCUGCACUGCACGCAUUUGCAUUCGCCGAGCGAGGACGGGCUCCUGCGCCGCACACAGCUGACGCUGUUGCUGGACUGGGCCGAGCUGUCCGAGGUUGAGAGCCGCCAAAGUGACGAGGCCGUGGCCUUCAGUGUGCGCCUGGGUGACCACAACUUCGACAACUGCGCGCUUAGGAACGCUGCUGAGAUCCUGCAAUCUCCGCCACUCCGUGGCCUGCCCCGCGGAGAUGCUGAGGGCCUUGGAAAGGAGGAAGGGCGCCGCCACUCCCUGGCAGGCCCUCCCAGGGGAGGCCGCCCGGCUGAGCACUGGCGGGCCAGCGCCUGGACUACGUCACCUACCGAGGAGGACCCGGAGGCGUUCUGAGCCCAGUACGUGCCAGAGCUCAGGGUGCUGGGCCUGCUGGCGCUGGGGCGACCCCUCAACCUGACUCCUGCCCCCAAGAGGUAGAACGGGUGACAUUCAGCACCGCCCUGGUGGGGCUUACGGACCACCUGGCGGUGGGACUUGCAAGCCCUCCUAAGGCAGGUACGGAGGAGACAGGUGCCAGCACGGGUGGAAAGACAGACAGGGACACAGAACGUGAGCCUGGCCAGCCGCCACUGGAACAGGACGACUUCAGGAAUCUUUAUU